AUGGCGUCGACAAUGACUGCAGAACAGCACAAGCUCAGAGGAAACGAGUUCUUCAAGGUCAAGGACCUCGACCAGGCCAUCCAUGAAUACUCAACCGCCAUCGUCAAGGACCCAAAGGUCGCUGUAUACUAUCAGAAUCGGGCCAACUGUUACCUCAAGUUGGAAAAGUAUACGAACGUUGUAUCGGACUGCGAGAGGGUCGUUGAACUCGACAAAAAGUCAGUCAAGGGAUACUACUUUAUGGGCAAAGCGCAGCUGGAACUCGGACAGCCCUCAGAGGCAUACUCUCUUUUGAAGAAAUCAUACGAAUUGGCGCUGGAGCAACGCUCGGCAUUCACAAAGGAUAUCGUUGCGAUCAUUGCGGAGGCCAAGAAACAGCGCUGGAUCGAGCAGGAACGGAGGAGGAUCGCUCAGGUUUCGGAGACAUACCGGUACCUUUCUGGACUCAUCGAGCAGGAUAUUCAGCGUCAGGUCGAUGCCCUUGACAGGGACUCAUUUGAUUAUCAGAACUAUUUGACGGAUUUGCGUUCCGACAAGGAGGAGCGGUUGAAAGAGUUGGAGGCGAUGUCGCAGCGGGCGGGGAUCCCUGACGAUUAUGUUCGGCCUUACAUUGAGCAUAAGAAGUCGACCACCAACAGCAACAAUGGAGUCAUCUCCCCCGAGGCGUCGCCAGAUCCCAUUAGCGCGAUGGAUAUCAACCAGGAACCUUACAAAAAACCGAUCCUAGUACCUGCAGCACCUAGAGAAGUGCCUGACCACCUACUGGACAAGAUCACGUUCGAGCUCAUGCACGACCCGGUGAUCUCAAUCAAGUCUGGAAUCUCGUACGAGCGAAACACAUUGUUGCAGCACUUUAGCUAUGGACGCAUGUUUGAUCCGGUCGCCCAGGUGCCUAUGACUGAGCGCGAUAUUAUCCCGAACCGAGCCCUCAAAGAGGCCUGUGAAGAUUACUUGACCAAGAACGGAUGGGCUGUCGACUACUAG
Messenger RNA from Linnemannia hyalina, 984 nucleotides. The record is from the annotation of a GenBank genome assembly. NCBI's taxonomy places the organism in Eukaryota, Fungi, Mortierellomycota, Mortierellomycetes, Mortierellales, Mortierellaceae.